AUGAAGCCUGAGCUUCUAAAUGGAGCUCCCCCUGGGUCGGUUGCCAGAUGUCAUCCAUCGGGAUGCAUUCAGCAAGACAUUUUUACAGACUGGCUGAGGCACUUUAUUUUACAUGUAAAACCUAGCGAAUCCGAACAAGUUGUCUUGAUACUAGAUGGACACUAUUCUCAUUCAGGGAAUAUUGAUGUUAUCAACAUUGCCAGAGAUAAUUUCGUCCAUAUUAUCUGCCUACGUCCCCAUUCUACAAAUAAGUUACAACCACUCGAUGUCUCCUUUAUGUCACCUUUCAAAACUUAUUAUGCUGCUGAAAUUAAAACAUGGCUUAGAGCAAAUCCAGGGAGAGUUAUUGCUGUGGAUCCUGCUGUUGCUGAAAACUUAAGAAAAGAAAGAGAAACUACACCACCCAUUUCGACACCUAAGCUCGUUGUACCUCAGGAUAUUUGUCCUAUACCUAGCCUAAAGACAAAACAUCAGUCUCCAAGGCGAGGUUGUUCGGGUGAAGCUUCUAAAAAAGGAGGUAAACGUGGUUCAACAGCUAUCCUCACUUCCACGCCUUGUAAGACAGAUUUAGAAGAGAGCUUGAAAAAAAGAAAAAAGAUCACACCGAAAAAAGUUAGCCUGAAUCAAAAUAAAUCAAAACUAAAAAACGAGAAGGAAACAGUUAACAAUAAAAAAUCGAUCCCAAAAGGAAAAAAAGGAAGAAAGAGGAAGAUAAGCUCAUCUAGCAGUUCUGAUAGUGAUGAAAUUCAAUUGGUAGACACGGACUACGACAUGGACCAAGAUGAUGUCGAUGUGGAAUGCUUUUAUUGUUCCAACUGGUUCUCUGAAGAUAUUUCCAGAAAUAGUGGGUCCAAUGCAUGA
Messenger RNA from Acanthoscelides obtectus, 861 nucleotides. The record is from the annotation of a GenBank genome assembly. Lineage: Eukaryota; Metazoa; Arthropoda; Insecta; Coleoptera; Chrysomelidae.